Gastrolobium bilobum is the source of this 1023-nucleotide messenger RNA. Its product is annotated as ethylene-responsive transcription factor ERN2-like. Bases 1 to 1023 code for a protein of 340 amino acids. Gene Ontology annotation, biological process: regulation of DNA-templated transcription. The transcript has a single exon. Gene Ontology annotation, molecular function: DNA binding; DNA-binding transcription factor activity. The record is from RefSeq and is a predicted model, not a curated record. Lineage: Eukaryota; Viridiplantae; Streptophyta; Magnoliopsida; Fabales; Fabaceae.
AUGGUGAACAAGAGAAAACCUUCAAGGGAAGUUGAAGGAAGGGAAAAGAACAAUGAAGAAGGGAACACUAUUGGAUGGGAACAGUUAAGGGAAGAAGCAACAUCAGUAGCAGCUGCCCUACUUGGAGCUCGAAGAUCAAGAAAACGUUACAUUGGGGUGCGCCAAAGAUCUUCAGGGAGAUGGGUGGCUGAGAUCAAAGACACCAUUCAGAACAUUAGACUGUGGUUAGGUACUUAUGACACUGCUGAAGAUGCUGCUAAAGCUUAUGAUGAAGCAGCUCGUUUGCUUCGAGGUGCUAACACUCGCACAAAUUUCUUUCAUUCCCAAUCUUCUCAUUCUAUUUCAGCUCUUCCUCCAAAGAUUGCCAAACUCUUACUUUUUAGGCUCAAAGCUAGUAACAUUGCCUCUUCUUGUAUGGUUACUACUACUUUUCCUACUAACCACUAUGAUCAAGAAACCAUACCAGAACCAGAACCAAGACCCCAUUUUUUUCACCAAAUAGAAGAACCCAACUUCGAAAAUUUUCUAGACAUUGCAGGAAAUGGGACUGUUGCAGCAAGUUAUGAUGAUGGUGCUAGUUAUGGUUCUUCUGACACUACUAUUUAUGACUAUAGUGGAACCAAUGGAGAAAAGUUUAACCAAGAGGGUUGUGGAGAGGAUUUUACACUGGAGUAUCAUUGUGCUAACAAUGUUGAUGAUGGAAACAAUCAGAUCGUGAGGCGUAAAGGAGAAUUUGUAGACUAUGAUGUUGGGCUCAAUGAGUUUAAGUUUCUGGAUAGUGUUGGAUCAUUGAGUUACUCUUCUUCUCCAUUUGAGAUAGCAGAGGAGAUGGCGGGGUUAAUGGAGGAAGAAAAAUGUGAUGUGGAUGAUUCUCUGUUACUUAGAGAAACUCUUAGGAUGAAGUAUGAACGUAAAAUCUCAUCUUGUCUUUACACCUUAAUUGGGGUGUCUGAGUGUUUGAGGCUGCAAGUUGAACCAGAAAAUGGAAAGGAAAUGGAAAAAUUUUCAGGAUGGGAACUGUGA